Molecule: messenger RNA, 1491 nt
Organism: Vollenhovia emeryi
Lineage: Eukaryota; Metazoa; Arthropoda; Insecta; Hymenoptera; Formicidae
Exons: 3
Coding region: 1-1491 (496 amino acids)
Source: RefSeq, a predicted model, not a curated record
AUGGAGGCACUGGUCUCCGAUCAGAUCUCCGCAGAGAUAGUGGAGAAUCUGGACGUGAUUGAGAAGGUAGCAAAGAGGUCUAAGAACCUCAAGGGCACCUUCGUUCGCAAGUUGCACAAGUCGGUGACUGUCUUGAAGGCAGCGUCGAGGGCACUCGCUGCAAGGACCUUCCCAGCCCUUGAGGGGGACAUGACGGAGAUGGACAGGAGAUGCGCAAGAGGAUCCAAGAGCUUGAGAGCGAGGUGGCCAGGCACAGCCACCACAACGCGCACCAGAGAAGAACCCAGUGGCGGAGGGGAAACCGACCAGGAAGAGGAGGCGCGUCCGUACGCUGGAAAUAUCACUGGAAGACGAGAACGACCCUCCGGCCCGGAAAGAAGAGGAUUUGGUACUGCCAAAGGACGACAAGCCGAGAUCCCGGCCCCAUCGAUCGAAAGGACUCUGGAGGACGCUAGAAAGGUAUUAGAGGGAGUCUGCCUUGAAAGCGUAGUCACGGACGACCCUAUGGACACCGUGAAGAACUUGGAGAAUCUGAUAGUCAGAUGCGAAGGCAUCAAAGCCACGUUGCCGACAGUCAGGAGCGAGAGGAAGCAGGAUGCAGACAAGCCCUCCAAAGCAGCGGACAGUCACGACGGAAAUGCCCAACCCAAACCGAGGGUGGUGGCUGUAGAAGCUGUGAACGUCCAAAUUAAGAGGACCCGAACGCCACAAAGAGCGGCUAAAAAGGAUGGCAGAGAGGAGACGGCCAAACAGAAACAAGCCCUGGCCUCGCAGCCGGCCCCGAGAACCGCAGACUCGUGGGUAGAGGUAGUGAAGAGGGGAAGCAGGAGAAAUGCGGCAACGCAACCGGCUGCAUUGCAAAAGCCCACGACGCUGCCGAAGAAAACGCAGGGUCUGCAGGGCAAGGAGACGAAGGGCGGAACGGACAAACCAACGCCACAAAGCGCGAAGACCGUCGCUACAAAAACGGCCAGGAGAAGAAAUCCUAGGACCCAGGCCGUGGUGCUAACGGCUCCCCCGACACUAUAUGGCGAGUGUAUGGGGCAGCUAAAGGCCCAGAUAAAACUAGAGGAUUACGGCAUCCAAGGCGUAAAGCCGAGACGCUCCAUGAUCGGAGCCCUGGUAUUUGAGAUACCAGGGGAGGGCGCUAAGGACAAAGCCGUGGCCUUAUCCGACAAAAUGAAGUCGGUACUGGUAAACAGAGAGGGGGUUAAGGUGACUCGCCCCCAAAAGAUGGCAGAACUCAGGAUAAAAGACCUGGACGAUUCCAUCUCGGAAGAGGAAGUCAGAGGAGUCGUCGCCAGGGAAGCUGAGUGCGACCCGACGGACGUCAGGGUCGGAAAGAUUAGGGUGGCCCCGAAUGGACUCGGCACGGCCUGGGUGCAGUGCCCAUUGACAGAGGCAAAAAAGGUCUCGGCCAAGAGACGCAUUCGCAUCGGAUGGGUAAUAGCCCGCGUGGAGAUACUGGAAGCGAGGCCUUUGGUCUGCUAG